AUGGUAUGUCCCGAAUUUAAGGCACUUAGUGUGCAUAAUAGAUGGAAACUCGUGAAGGCAAAUCGUGUGUGUUUGGGUUGCCUUCAACGAGGUCAUGGUUUAAGUGAAUGUCAAUCUAGGCGUGAAUGUGGACUUGAUGAGUGCAAGCGCAUGCACCGUACCCUUCUGCAUCAACCACCAAAUUCGACUAAGCCACCGUCAACCACACAUUCAGCUACAUCGCCACCUAGUACCAACAAUGAACAUUUGCUGAAGUGCCGCGACACCAGUUAUUCAGCAAUUAAACCGUUGUUAUUGAUUGGACUAGACAACAGCCAAUUGAGUGCUACCAAAGAAAUGGUUUGCUCUGGUCCAAAUGAACCUAUCGCCGUCAUUACCAAGUUAGGUUGGGUUGCAUAUGGCCUUACGCACACCAGAGGUUGUUCUACAUCUAACAUUCUUCACAUACGAAAUCAAUUUACAACACAACAGUUACACCAGCUCGUGCAAGAGUACUUUAGCCUAGACAGUUUCGCCGUCCAGAAGCCAAAUAUUCCCCUUGAGUCAGUGGAAGAUCUAAGAGCAAGAAAGAUACUAGAGAAGACUACCAAAAAUAUUGGCCAUCGUUACGAAGUGGGUUUGUUAUGGUGUGAAGAUAACGUCGAGCUACCUCAAAGCUACGAAAUGGCAAAAAGAAGACUAAUCAACGUCGAAAACAAAAUAGCCAAAGAUCCAGUUUAUGCAAAAAACUAUAUCGCAGAAAUAAAUAAGUAUGUUGAAAGGGGUUAUGCACAAUUGCUUUCCGCUGAAGAGUCAUCACAACAAGGUCCGUCAUCAUGGUAUUUGCCACAUUUCGGGGUGAUCAACCCUCAUAAGCCUGCAAAGCUGCGCAUAGUAUUCGACGCAGCGGCAUCCGUCUCAAAUAUUUCCUUGAAUUAUGUACUGAUGAAGGGCCCAGAACGUGCACAAUCAUUGAUGGUGAUUAUGGUAAAGUUUCGCCAGCGUCCAAUUGCAAUCGCCGGGGACAUACAAGAGAUGUUCUCUCAAGUAAAGAUACGAGCAGAAGACAGACAGUCACAACGUUUUUUGUGGAGGCAUGGAGACCAGUUACAACCAAUCCAGGUUUAUGUGAUGACAUCCAUGAUUUUUGGUGCAGCCUGCUCUCCUUGUUGCGCCGAAUACAUUAAGAAUUUAAAUGCCAACCGAUUCAAAGAAGAAAUGCCGCGAGGUGUUAAAGCCGUAAUUGAAAACACCUACGUGGAUGAUCUCGUAGCCAGUUACGAUAGCAGCCAAGAAGCCAGUGAAGUGGUCAACGAAGCCAUCACUAUAAAUGCGGCUGCGGGAUUUCAUUUGCGAAAUUUCGUCUCUAACUGCAAAGAGCUACAGAGGCAGUUGAAUCGUGGGACACCUAGGACACCUGACAUUAUCAACAUGGAACGUCAGCCGAAGACCGACAAAGUGUUAGGGAUGUACUGGAAUUUCAGUGAUGAUGUUUUGGAAUUCCAUUUUAAAUUUCACAAAAUCCCACGUGACGUAUUAGACUGUAAGCGUUUACCAACUAAGCGGGAAUUGCUGGGGCUUCCCAUGGCCAUAUAUGAUCCGUUCGGUCUGCUUGCCAAUGUCACCGUUGCAGUCAAGUUAAUAUUGCAAGAAACCUGGAAACAGCAAGUAGACUGGGAUGAUCCUUUACUUACAAAUCUGCGGUCACAGUGGCUUAUGAGUUGCAACUACAUAUCUUUGUUGACGCGUGCGAAGCCGCAUAUGCCGCAGUGGCUUACGUGCGUAUAA
Messenger RNA from Rhagoletis zephyria (snowberry fruit fly), 1767 nucleotides. RefSeq lists its product as uncharacterized. The record is from RefSeq and is a predicted model, not a curated record. Lineage: Eukaryota; Metazoa; Arthropoda; Insecta; Diptera; Tephritidae.